Leptomonas pyrrhocoris is the source of this 1103-nucleotide messenger RNA. RefSeq names its product putative Ubiquitin-conjugating enzyme E2. The record is from RefSeq and is a predicted model, not a curated record. The transcript has a single exon. Gene Ontology annotation, cellular component: nucleus. Gene Ontology annotation, molecular function: ubiquitin conjugating enzyme activity. Gene Ontology annotation, biological process: protein K63-linked ubiquitination; DNA damage tolerance. Lineage: Eukaryota; Euglenozoa; Kinetoplastea; Trypanosomatida; Trypanosomatidae. Bases 657 to 1103 code for a protein of 148 amino acids.
GGUCAUCGUAUUACGCAUACAGUUGACUGUGCCUUUCAUCUCUAUUAUUCGCUUAGUUCUUCUUUCUAUUGUUUUUGCUGUUGCUGUUCACGCUCCUCUAUAUUUACUCGGUGUUUUCCUUCCGGUUUGGUGGUCAUAUUCCAGCGACUUUCACACGUCUCAUUUCUUAUUCGCUUCUCUUUUUUGUUUACUCGUUUGUUUUCUCUCCCAUUUGUUGUGUCUCGACUCGCUCCUUCGCUCCCUGCCUGUUCCAGCGCGCGCUCUUUCGGUUGUCGCGCGGGUGAGCUUGUGAGUGAGUGCUUUCUUUCUUUAUUAGUAUUACUACAACUGGUAUUAUCUGCGCCUGCGUGUGCCGCAGCUUUGGAUUUUGUGUUCUCAGCAGUCUCAUUCGCCGGCAUUCGUGUGCGUGUUUGUGUGGGGAGCGGCAAAGCUAUUUCCUUCGGGGUUGGUGGUGUUUCUCUCUAUCGCCCUUCCCUCUCUCUCUCUUCUUUCGCCCCUCAUAUUGAGUACCAGAAACUUGUUGCCUGUGCAACGAGCGCAUCAACCGUUGUUUGAGUCCCUCGGAGGAGGUAGAACAUAGCAAAAACCCUAACGCAGCUCUCUUUCGAAAAAAGAAAGAAAGGAAAGAGGAUACGAACAACAGAGCGAAGGCAGCGAUGUUGACUACGCGCAUUAUCAAGGAAACGGAGAAGCUCCAGAAGGAGUGCCCGCCCGGCAUCACGGCCACCCCGACGAAGGACAACCCGCGGUACUUCAUGGUCACCAUCCAGGGCCCCCCGCAGUCGUGCUACGAAGGCGGCCUCUUCCGCCUCGAGCUCUUCCUCCCCGAGGAGUACCCAAUGAAGCCGCCGAAGGUGCGCUUCCUCACGCGUAUUUACCACCCCAACGUAGACAAGGUGGGCCGCAUCUGUCUCGAUAUCAUCAAGGAUAAGUGGUCGCCGGCGCUUCUGAUCAACAAGGUGCUUCUGUCGAUUCAAAUUUUGAUGUCGAGUCCGAACCCGGACGACCCGCUCGCGAACGACGUGGCGGAUCACUGGAAGGAAGAUGAGGCGGGCGCCCUACAGACCGCGCGCGAAUGGACGCGCAUGUACGCAAAGCCGUAA